AUGGCAGCAGAGACAGCGCUAAGAAUAACGGGUUCGAGUUUUACAGUUUGCAAUCUAAAUGGGUCUCAAAGGAGACCAGCUCCUCUAUCUUCUCCAACUCGUUUUCUGGGUCUGCCUCCUCGAGCUUCUUCCUCAAUUUCCUCUUCUCUCUCUCAUUUCUUGGGAAGUGUCCGAAUUGGCUCAAGACUUCCUAUUUCACGUCACCAACAGGGCAAGAGAAGGGACUUCUCUGUCUUCGCUAUGGCCGCUGAAGAGACAAAGCGUGCAGUGCCAUUGAAAGAUUAUCGUAAUAUUGGAAUUAUGGCUCACAUAGAUGCAGGAAAGACAACAACAACUGAGCGUAUUCUAUACUACACAGGAAGAAACUAUAAAAUUGGUGAGGUUCAUGAGGGUACUGCUACAAUGGACUGGAUGGAGCAAGAGCAGGAAAGAGGUAUUACAAUAACGUCAGCUGCUACAACGACAUUUUGGAAAAACCACCGAAUUAAUAUUAUUGAUACCCCUGGCCAUGUUGACUUCACACUUGAAGUGGAACGAGCUCUCAGGGUUUUAGAUGGAGCUAUAUGCUUGUUUGACAGUGUUGCUGGUGUUGAACCACAAUCUGAAACUGUGUGGAGGCAAGCUGAUAAGUAUGGAGUACCCAGAAUUUGCUUUGUCAAUAAGAUGGAUCGUCUAGGAGCAAACUUUUUCCGGACAAGAGACAUGAUAGUAACAAAUUUGGGUGCUAAACCGCUUGUGAUUCAACUACCAGUAGGUGCAGAAGACAAGUUUCAAGGAGUGGUUGACCUUGUAAAGAUGCAAGCUGUGCUUUGGUCAGGGGAAGAAUUGGGUGCAAAGUUUGUGUAUGAUGAUAUUCCAGCUGAUCUUCAGGAGUUGGCUGAAGAGUACCGGUCACAGAUGAUAGAAACUUUAGUUGAAUUAGAUGAUCAAGCUAUGGAGAACUAUCUUGAAGGUGUUGAACCUGAUGAGGAAACCAUUAAGAAAUUAAUUAGGAAAGGCACCAUUGGAAGCAGUUUUGUUCCAGUUUUAUGUGGCUCAGCUUUCAAAAACAAGGGGGUUCAGCCAUUGCUUGAUGCUGUUAUGGAUUACUUGCCUUCACCUCUUGACUUGCCAGCAAUGAAGGGAACUGAUCCUGAGAACCCUGAAGUGACAAUUGAAAGGAAAGCAAGUGAUGAUGAACCAUUUUCUGGACUAGCUUUCAAGAUCAUGACUGAUCCAUUUGUGGGGUCCCUUACAUUUGUCAGGGUGUAUGCAGGGAAGCUUUCUGCAGGAUCUUAUGUGUUGAAUGCAAACAAAGGAAAGAAAGAGAGAAUUGGUAGACUUUUGGAAAUGCAUGCCAACAGUAGAGAGGAUGUUAAGGUCGCAAUGGCUGGUGAUAUUGUUGCUCUUGCAGGUCUAAAAGAUACCAUUACAGGUGAAACUCUUUGUGAUCCUGACCAUCCCAUUGUCCUUGAACGGAUGGACUUCCCUGAUCCUGUGAUUAAGGUUGCUAUUGAACCCAAGACUAAAGCUGACGUUGAUAAAAUGGCUACCGGUUUGAUCAAGCUUGCCCAAGAAGAUCCUUCUUUCCACUUCUCACGAGAUGAAGAGAUAAACCAGACUGUAAUUGAAGGAAUGGGAGAACUGCAUCUAGAGAUUAUUGUUGAUCGUUUGAAGAGAGAGUUCAAGGUAGAAGCUAAUGUUGGUGCACCCCAAGUAAAUUACCGUGAAAGCAUUUCGAAAGUUUCAGAAGUAAAGUAUGUGCAUAAGAAACAGUCAGGUGGACAAGGGCAGUUUGCUGAUAUUACUGUACGUUUUGAGCCCAUGGAGGCGGGUAGUGGAUAUGAGUUCAAGAGUGAAAUCAAGGGAGGAGCAGUGCCAAAAGAAUAUAUUCCUGGAGUUAUGAAGGGACUGGAGGAGUGUAUGAAUAAUGGUGUACUUGCUGGCUUUCCUGUUGUCGAUGUACGUGCCGUGCUGGUAGAUGGUUCUUACCACGAUGUUGAUUCAAGUGUCUUGGCAUUUCAGCUGGCAGCCAGAGGAGCUUUCAGACAGGGGAUUAGGAAGGCUGGCCCUAGGAUGCUUGAACCUAUAAUGAAAGUUGAGGUUGUCACACCUGAAGAGCACUUGGGUGAUGUGAUUGGUGAUCUCAACUCAAGGAGAGGCCAGAUUAACAGCUUUGGUGAUAAACCCGGUGGGCUCAAGGUGGUUGAUGCCCUUGUUCCGCUUGCGGAGAUGUUCCAGUAUGUUAGCACUCUGCGGGGAAUGACAAAAGGUCGUGCAUCCUACACCAUGCAAUUAGCCAAGUUUGACGUUGUCCCUCAACACAUCCAGAACGAGCUUGCCUCAAAAGAGCAAGAAGUUGCCGCUUGAUUUGGUUUUCCUGUCGUCCCAACGACCAGGAACACUAUAUUUUUGUUCACUCCAUGAUUUAAAAAGCGCAACAUUACCCUUCUUUUCCCUUUUUUUUUUUAUAAAUUCUAAUAUUCAUGUCUUAGUUUGAGAUAUAAAAUUGCAACAGCAUUCUGAAGCACAAGCACUCUGCUCUUGGCUCUUC
Messenger RNA from Theobroma umbraticum, 2533 nucleotides. It is a transcript of the gene SCO1, whose product is annotated as Translation elongation factor EFG/EF2 protein. Gene Ontology annotation, biological process: ribosome disassembly; translational elongation. Gene Ontology annotation, molecular function: GTPase activity; GTP binding; translation elongation factor activity. The record is from RefSeq and is a predicted model, not a curated record. NCBI's taxonomy places the organism in Eukaryota, Viridiplantae, Streptophyta, Magnoliopsida, Malvales, Malvaceae. Gene Ontology annotation, cellular component: chloroplast.